ACUGCUCCGACGACCGCGACGAUGUCGUCGAGCACAGCGCUCAAGACGUUCUCUCUCACCAACGACAUCCUAGAAGUCACCCCUCAAGAUGAAAUUUACCGAUUCGAUGCUGAGGCUAACAGGCGGAUCAAUCAAGAGGCUCCUUGGACGAAAGACCCACACUACUUUAAGUCCUGCAAAAUCUCUGCAGUCGCGCUGAUCAAGAUGGUGAUUCAUGCUCGGUCGGGGGUACCACACGAGAUUAUGGGGCUCAUGCAGGGGAAGGUGGUUGGGAACUCGAUCGUCAUCAUGGACUCGUUUGCGCUGCCCGUACAAGGAACUGAGACUCGCGUCAAUGCGGCUAGUGAGGCCAACGAAUACAUGGUGGAGUAUAUCCAAGGCAGUGAGAAGGCAGGGAGGUUGGAGAACGCUAUCGGGUGGUACCACUCCCAUCCUGGAUACGGAUGUUGGCUUUCCGGUAUCGAUGUGAACACCCAGAUGAACAACCAGAAGUUCCAGGAUCCGUUCUUGGCGGUCGUCAUCGAUCCAAAUCGCACCAUCUCUGCGGGAAAGGUCGAUAUUGGCGCAUUCCGGACGUACCCCGAAAACUACACCCCAACAAACGCAUCUGCAUCGGAGUAUCAGUCAAUCCCGUUGAGCAAGAUUGAAGACUUCGGUGUCCAUGCGAAUCAGUACUACCAGGUCGACGUGGAGAUUUUCAAGUCGAGUUUAGAUAACGAAUUGUUGGCGUUGUUGUGGAACAAGUAUUGGGUGAACACGUUGAGCCAGAGCCCGCUGAUUUCGAAUAGGGCGUAUUCUGUGUCACAGCUUUCUGAUCUGCACCAGAAGCUUGCGAAGGCACAGUCCUCUGUCAACUCUACCCGCGCCCAUGUACCCACUCUCAAGGAGAAGGACGCUGGAACUGGUACACAAAAGCAAAAAGAGAAAGACGAGAAGAAGAAGGAUGACAACCAACUGGCGAAGAGCGUCAAGGACAGCACGAGGAUUGCCGUCGAGGCCCAGCAUGGGCUUAUAGCGCAAGUAAUCAAAGACGUGAUUUUCUCAAUGAGACCCCAGAAUGGCUCGACGAACACUUCGCAGAUAUCAGAUGUUGCGGAUAUGGCCAUAGGCUAAUUCGAAUUCAUUUGGAGACGCUGUGCCGCUAUGUUGUAUUGUUGUUGGAUCAGAACUGUGUCAUUGUACAUGCAUGUAAUACUACGCAAGCUCCAUCCGUUGCUUGGAAUUUCAAUCAGGU
Molecule: messenger RNA, 1234 nt
Organism: Laccaria bicolor S238N-H82
Lineage: Eukaryota; Fungi; Basidiomycota; Agaricomycetes; Agaricales; Hydnangiaceae
Exons: 8
Coding region: 22-1113 (363 amino acids)
Biological process (GO): protein deneddylation
Cellular component (GO): COP9 signalosome; cytoplasm
Molecular function (GO): metallopeptidase activity; deNEDDylase activity; protein binding
Source: RefSeq, a predicted model, not a curated record